AUGACGUCACUCGUCAUAGGAGAUUCUCAUGUAAAUAGACUACGGCUAUAUAUAGGACCAGGCAGUUCCGCUGCCGAUUCAUACAGCAUACGAGAAUUAACUACUGUGAAAUAUUACGGCAUUAGUGGUGGACUUGUGACCAAUAAUCAUCACCUUAGGAAAUUUUCCUCCAUUGUGCAGCAGAUCAAUCCACACCAUCUGAUUGUGCUGUUAGGGGGUAAUGACUUGGAUUCACCCAGUCCAGUGGAACUUAUUGUGACAAAGUUGGUUUCAUUCUUAACACAACUGAAACAUUUGUACCAGCUUAAAACUGUGACCAUAUUGAGUUACUUCCCGAGAGAACGUACAAGACUUGUGUCAGCAGAACUAUAUACCCGAAGAGUAAAUCAGGCCAAUGAAAAUUUGAGAAUUAAUUGUUUUGAACACAAACUAACAUACUGGAAAUUACGCGGGUUUACCAAUAGUCGAGACCCCAUACUGAGGGAUGGGGUCCACCUGAACAACCUGGGCAAUUAUAAACUUGUACGUCAGAUCAGAGGGGUCUUUCUGCACCAACUGACUUCUACAGGACCUAACACUACACAAUCUUGA
Saccostrea echinata is the source of this 591-nucleotide messenger RNA. RefSeq lists its product as uncharacterized. The coding region runs from base 1 to 591 and encodes 196 amino acids. NCBI's taxonomy places the organism in Eukaryota, Metazoa, Mollusca, Bivalvia, Ostreida, Ostreidae. The record is from RefSeq and is a predicted model, not a curated record. The transcript has a single exon.